Bradysia coprophila is the source of this 1744-nucleotide messenger RNA. Its product is annotated as putative inorganic phosphate cotransporter. The record is from RefSeq and is a predicted model, not a curated record. Gene Ontology annotation, biological process: transmembrane transport; monoatomic anion transport. Gene Ontology annotation, cellular component: membrane. Gene Ontology annotation, molecular function: transmembrane transporter activity. NCBI's taxonomy places the organism in Eukaryota, Metazoa, Arthropoda, Insecta, Diptera, Sciaridae.
UACAACCAGUAUUAACGUAGACGUCUACAACGUCGGAGUGUGCCACAAAGUCAAUCAUUACAACUGGGAACAUGCUUUUCAAAUAAAAGUUUCGUUUUAAUCUCAAAUUAAUUGAGCUAAAUACUGAUAACAUUCAGUCUAUUCAGUUUAUUACGUAUUAUCGCAUCAGACAUAGUGUUUUCAUAGUCUGUUCAACAACUACUAAUUCUCAACAAUGACAAAAUGUUGUUUACCUCAGCGUAUCGUACUCGCCGUUAUGACAUUCCUCGGCUUCAUGACCGAGUACAUGAUGAGAAAUUUGCUCAGCAUCGCAAUCACACAAAUCGCCAAGAAAACGUACACAAAUGAUUCGAUUAUUUCGGGCGAUGUUUGUCCUAUUGAUAAUGAAACAAUCGUAGAUGAUAAUGACGGACAAGGUGAUGCGGAUGGCUUGUAUGAAUGGAACGAAACCAUUCAGGGUGUUAUAUUGUCAUCGUUUUAUUGGGGAUAUAUCGUUACGCACAUACCCGGAGGAAUUCUAGUUGAACGAUUCGGUGGAAAAGUUUUGUUAUUGUCGGGCAUUGUGGCAACAAGUGUUCUAACAUGUUUGACACCAGUGUCGAUUACGUACGGUGGCGCAUAUUUAUUAGUUGCGAAUCGAGUUGUUAUGGGACUCUGUCAAGGUUUUAUUUAUGCGGCAGUGUUCGGACUACUUUCGACUUGGAUACCAUUGCGCGAACGAACCACAUUGGGAGUGUUUGUCCUGAGUGGCAUUCAGUUCGGUUCCAUACUUUCGACCUAUUUGUCGGGUGUUCUGCUUCAGAAUAUGGAUGGCUGGGAGUGGCCAUUUUACAUUUACAGUAUCAUUGGAACCGUGUGGUGUCUGGCAUUCGCAUUAUUCUGCUCAAAGGAUCCUGAGUCUAACCGUUUCAUCUCGGAGAAGGAAAAGGCUUAUUUACAACAAGAAAUCGGCACGCUUCGUCGAGAUGUGGACUUGCCGUUGGCACCGUACAGGGCCAUUCUGACAAGUGUUCCCGUAUGGGCAAUAAUAAUUAGUCAAACUGGCAUCGACUUUUCAUUCUAUGUAAUGACAACCGAUUUACCGAAGUAUCUCUCGGAUGUUAUGCGUUUCGAUGUUGAGAAAAAUGGACUGUACAGUUCGUUGCCGCAAGUUCUAAACUUCUUUAGUGCUAUGGGAUUCGGCGUUCUGAGUGACAUUUGUAUAAAUCGGAAAAUUUUGUCUGUGAGAAAUACGAGAAGAUAUUUCACUACAGCUGGAAUAACUGGACUUGCGGUUUGCUUCAUUCUGGCAUCGUAUUCCGGAUGCAAUCGUUUAAGUGCAAUUCUGUUCUUCUCAUUUGCUUCUGGAUUCGCUGGUCUUGACAACAGUCGCGUGAAUAACAUGGAUCUAAGUCCGAACUAUGCACCAACAAUAAUUUCAAUAGUUAACAGUUGUGGAUCGGCCAUGGGAAUUCUAGCGCCUCUUGCUGUUGGACUACUAACACCAAAUGCUACCAUUUAUGAAUGGAGAGUCGUAUUUUGGAUGGUUUUUGGCAUUCUACUGGGAACCGGCUUAAUCUACCUGCUGUUCGCUGAUGGUGAAGUGCAGCAUUGGAAUGAUCCGAAAAAAUCAAAACAACGGACGGACGAUAAGGAGAGUCCCGAGGACAGUUUUGAUAAAAAUGUCUCUAGCAGUAGCAAAUUUUGAUGUUCCUUGGAUAUGUCGGUUAAAUAAAGUAAAAACAAAAACCUUAAAACACUUGCG